Molecule: messenger RNA, 826 nt
Organism: Aspergillus japonicus CBS 114.51
Lineage: Eukaryota; Fungi; Ascomycota; Eurotiomycetes; Eurotiales; Aspergillaceae
Product: translocon subunit SSS1
Exons: 3
Coding region: 218-430 (70 amino acids)
Biological process (GO): post-translational protein targeting to membrane, translocation; protein targeting
Cellular component (GO): Ssh1 translocon complex; membrane
Molecular function (GO): transmembrane protein transporter activity
Source: RefSeq, a predicted model, not a curated record
UGCCAAGCCCAUCAUCUCAAUCAGGUGAUACGUGGCCAUCAUCUCGGUGCAACUAUAAUCCGGCUCCUGAACCGGGGCAAUUCCUCCGACUAGUCCGCAUCCCCGAAGAGCACAGCUGGCCCAUUCGCGUUCCACCCCAUCCAACAUUCUGUCCUCAAUCCACCCUUUCCACUCAUUGCACCACCACCACCCAAAUCAUCCUCCUUACACAGUCACCAUGUCCGACCAGGUCCAAGAAAUUCUCAACGUGCCCCGCGAGUUCCUCCGCGAGGGUAUGCAAUUUGUCAACCGCAGCCAGAAGCCCGACAAACGCGAAUUCAUCAAGAUCAGCCAGGCUGUUGGCACUGGUUUCCUUAUCAUGGGCUUCAUUGGAUACAUCGUCAAGCUGAUCCACAUCCCCGUCAACAACGUCCUCGUCGGUGGCGCCUAAGCGAUUAUAUUCCUUGAGGAUUGGUUGCUGAGUGAUUAUUCUGAUCGCUUCCCUAGCGGCAUGGGACCCGACCUGCGGACUCGAACUUCGAACGAUCGGCUCGGGCUCACGGCUUCUCCUGGGGAAUAGCAACUGGUGGUGGGAACAGAAAGUGGAAGGUUGGAAACGGGUCAUCUUAUCGUAUUAUACCUCACCGCGCGAGUCUUGGACUUUACAACAAGCGUCUUGAUGUCUUUUCUAUCGCCGGGCCGGGGGACGCUGCCUGGACCGAAGGGUCGCGCGGCAGCUUUCUCCGCGGGUGGAAAAAGGAAGCCGGUCGGUUUUCGAGGGAUCGGGCUGACCGGCAUAUGUGCAUAAUCAAUCUGGGUAGGCGUUUAUGGGGUGCUCUAAUGAGAA